This is a messenger RNA of Prinia subflava (tawny-flanked prinia), 821 nucleotides long. RefSeq names its product HEPACAM family member 2-like. Lineage: Eukaryota; Metazoa; Chordata; Aves; Passeriformes; Cisticolidae. The transcript has 5 exons. The coding region runs from base 207 to 686 and encodes 159 amino acids. The record is from RefSeq and is a predicted model, not a curated record.
CCGACCUGCGCCCGGCCACGGGGAGCCUGGUGUUGGCUGUGGGCUGCAGCGUGCUGCUGACAGCGCCCGCGCUGCGGGGCAGCAGGGCUGGCUCCUGGGAGUAUCGGGCGGGCUCGGAGGAGAGGGCCAUCUUCAGCUAUGCCUUCUGUCACCCCCGCAACGUGUCCCUGCUUUACAAGAACCGUGCCACCUUCAACGAGUCCAACAUGUCGCUGCAGGUGGUGCUGCAGCGUGGGGACAGCCGCUUCUACCGCCUCAGGGCCCAGGAGGAGGCCAUGGCCUGGUUCCAGCUGCACGUUGUGGAGCCGCUGUCCCAGCCAAAAAUCGUGGGCAACUCCUUGGUGAAGGCAGGAGACAACGCCAAACUGGUUUGCAGUGUGGUGAAAGGGGAGGCAGAUGCCUACUGGUGGAAGAAAAGUGGGGAGCUGCUCCUGGGAAGUGAGCGCAUCUACUUUGUGGAGAACUCCACGCUCUGCAUCCUGCAGGCAACCAUCAGCGACAGCGGCUACUACACGUGCGUGGUGAGCAACGCAGUGAGCCAGAAUGAGACCUCCUUCCUGCUCCAGGUUUACCACUCUCCGAACGUGAUGCUGCCUGUGAUCCUGACCUGUGUCAUCAUUGGCUUGCUCGCAGGUAUCUUCGUCUGGUGCCAGAGAAGGGAGAUCUCAUGUGACAGCUGUUGGUAGAGCUGGGUCAGGCCUGCUGUUGCCUGUCCCUGGUGAAGGAUACUGCUGGGAGUGCCAGCAUCCCUUCCUAGGCUUUCCUAGGCUCACUUGUGGAGUGUUCAAGCUGCCAGAACCUGCAAAUAAUAUUUGGAAAAC